Molecule: messenger RNA, 1653 nt
Organism: Pseudocercospora fijiensis CIRAD86
Lineage: Eukaryota; Fungi; Ascomycota; Dothideomycetes; Mycosphaerellales; Mycosphaerellaceae
Exons: 3
Coding region: 1-1653 (550 amino acids)
Molecular function (GO): N,N-dimethylaniline monooxygenase activity; flavin adenine dinucleotide binding; NADP binding
Source: RefSeq, a predicted model, not a curated record
AUGGCAACCUCUGAGAUCCAAAUCAUUGACCAGCCACUUUUUACACGUCGAAAGAUUCGCAUGAUCGGCAUUGGUGCCGGAUUCUCGAAUUUGACUCUUGCGUACAAGCACAAGUACGGCGCCGGCUACGGAUUCUUGGAUUUCGCCAUUUACGAGAAGAAUCCAGAAAUAGGUGGAACUUGGUAUGAGAACGUCUACCCAGGCGUCGCCUGUGAUAUACCGGCGCAUAUAUAUUGCUUCCCUUUUGCUCCAAAUCCAGAUUGGUCGUCAUUUUACGUCUCAGGUGCAGAGAUCCAAUCGUACAUUGAGAAAACGGCGAGCGAUUUCGGGCUGCGAAAUUAUGUGCAGCUGAACUCCAGGGUUGUAUCAGCGCGGUGGUCGGAUGAAAAGGGCAAGUGGGAAGUCGACAUCGAGCAGAACGGUGAGGUGAUCCACGACGAAGCGGACGUGCUUGUAAAUGGGACUGGGUUCUUGAAUCGCUGGAAAUGGCCAGAUAUCCCCGGUUUGGAGAAAUUCGAAGGCGAAAUCGUCCACACCGCACACUGGCAGGAAACAGAUUGGGCAGGGAAAACAGUCGGGCUGAUCGGAAAUGGUUCCUCAGCAGUCCAGGUCCUACCGCAGAUGCAGCCGACUGCGAAACGCAUUGACACAUAUAUUCGUACGCCCACGUGGAUAAUACCCAACAUCCUCGCCGAGUUCACACCGGAAGGCAAGAACUUCACAUACUCAGAAGAGCAGAAGCAGCGAUGGCGUGCAAAGCCCGAGGAGCUGAAAGAGAUGAGACAGAGUCUGGAGCACGCGCUAAAUGCGGCAUUCAUGAUGUUCUACAAAGACUCCGAUCAGGCAAAAUGGGUGAAGGAGACCUUUGGUAAUAUCAUGAGGGAAAAGCUUGGAGGCGAUACGGAGCUGGCCAGGAGAUUGGUUCCAGAGUGGCCUGUCGGGUGCAGGAGAAUUACUCCCGGUGAGAAUUAUCUCGAUGCACUGCAGGCUGAGAAUGUCAAGGUCCGCUUCGAGCCCGUCGUGGGCAUCAACGAGAAGGGUAUUGUUUCGCAGCCUCCGGCAGACGUUGCACCUGAGACCACACCAUUCGAUGUGAUUGUCUGCGCGACUGGGUUCGACGUUAGUUACAAGCCUCCAUUUACGCUUACAGGGCGAAACGAUGUGACUCUGCAAGAGCUCUGGAAGGACGACUCAGAAGCAUAUCUGGGCAUACAUGCUCCCGACAUGCCUAAUUACUUCUCGUUCACGGGCCCAAAUGCUCCAGUUGGACACGGCAGUAUCUUUGCGAUGCUCGAUGCCGUGGCUGAAUACAUCUUGAAAUGGUGCUCCAAGAUGGCAGGGCAGGGAAUCAAGUCCAUACUCGUCAAGCCCGACGUGCUUCGAGAGUACAAUGACUACACCCAGACAUUCAUGGAAAGGAUGGUGUGGUCGGCUGGAUGCAGAUCAUGGUACAAGCAAGGCACGGCAGAUGGAAAGAUCUCGGCCAUGUACGGCGGAAGUAUUCUGCAUUAUCGUGAGAUGCUGGACGCGUUUCGAAGCGAGGACUUUGAUAUUGCUUACCUGGACAAGCACAAUCGCUUUGGCUUCAUGGGAAAUGGCCUGACAGAGCUUGAAGUGAAUAAAGGCAAGUUAGGAUAUUACCUCGAGAGAUAG